This is a messenger RNA of Gigantopelta aegis, 1417 nucleotides long. Its product is annotated as neuronal acetylcholine receptor subunit alpha-6-like. The record is from RefSeq and is a predicted model, not a curated record. Lineage: Eukaryota; Metazoa; Mollusca; Gastropoda; Neomphalida; Peltospiridae. Gene Ontology annotation, biological process: nervous system process; regulation of membrane potential; chemical synaptic transmission. The transcript has a single exon. Gene Ontology annotation, molecular function: extracellular ligand-gated monoatomic ion channel activity; neurotransmitter receptor activity; transmembrane signaling receptor activity. Gene Ontology annotation, cellular component: synapse; membrane; neuron projection. The coding region runs from base 167 to 1417 and encodes 416 amino acids.
GCAGGACAGGUUGAAACUGCACUUACAUUUCACGAUUAUCGGGAAUCCUUGAUUCUUAUCAUUAAACGUUCUGUAUUAUGGUGUGCUGCAUGACAAAACACUUAUCACAACAACAAAAAUAUUCACAUUUCUUCACAAGACAGAGACAAAGGUAUGUUUUGAUAUAAUGAAGACCAUGUUUCAUAUAGUUUUAGCGGUCUUCGCGUGUUUGUGUCUACCGAUUGUCGUGCUAACAGCCAGUUCAGCAGAUUAUGAACAACUUUACCAACAGUAUAUUUCUGCGCGCAAUCCAAGAAUUAGACCUGUACUGAAUGACGUCGACACCACGAACAUCACUCUGUUGUACCUGACAAUCAACAUGGUGGACCUCAACGAGGACCUUUUGUCAGUGAUAGGAUACAUGGGUGUCACUUGGAAAGACGAGUUUCUCGUCUGGGAUUCGGAUGCCUAUGGCGGAGUGUCAUCACUUUACCCCGAUCCAGACACAAUCUGGAAGCCAUCUAUCGCGGUGAGGAACUCCGUAAACAAGUUGACACCUGUCAAUCAGAAGUAUCAAUACAUCACAGUGACGUCAUUGGGAAAUGUCAUGUGGUUUCCAGGCGAUACUUUCUGGACAUUUUGUAACGUGGAUUUAUCCAAGUUCCCGUUCGACAAGCACGUGUGUCACAUUGACAUAGCUCUGUGGCGGUCCUACAGCUCGGAGGUCAAUCUUCUCCUAUCUCCAAACAUGAAGUUUCAGUUUGAGAACUUCCACGAGAGCGAUGACUGGACUCUUUCGGAGACGUCGGUCAAGGUAUUGACCUCCGAGUGGCAGUAUCCAUACGUGAGGAUGACGCUGAAGAUGAAACGAAAACCUGACAAAUAUAUCAAAAGCAUCAUUGUACCGACAAUUGCGCUGGCUAUUCUAAACGUGUUUGUAUUCCUCAUCCCAAACGAAUAUGGAGAAAGAAUUUUCUUCGCUAUGAACGUGCUGUUAAUGUUUGGACUGUUUACAGCUUAUAGCAUGACCAUUCUGCCUCAAAAUGCAUUCGGGUUGUCCACAAUGGGAAACUACAUGGUCACCUUCAUGGUUUUUAGCAUCGUCUAUAUUCUUUUAUCAAUUUUUUCUCUGAAUCUUUAUCACAAAGACGCCACUGCCGGCAGGGUUCCAAGAGGUGUUUGGAAUAUUUCAAAACGUCUAGAGACGGUUCUGUUCUGCACCUGCUGCGCUAAAAGACAGGCGUGGGUUUCUGGGACGGCCAAACCUACGACAGCUGGUUCAGCAGACAGCGAGGACGAACCUACCCGUGAGCGUGACGUCGUCGAGGUGUCGUGGAGGCGAGUGAGUCACGUCUGUGACAGACUCUUCUUUGUCGUGUUUCUCGUCAUCGUCCUCUUCUUUGUCAUCGGAUUCAUGACCAACUUACAAUCGCCAUAA